This is a messenger RNA of Lepisosteus oculatus (spotted gar), 1762 nucleotides long. It is a transcript of the gene sdcbp2, whose product is annotated as syndecan binding protein (syntenin) 2. The record is from RefSeq and is a predicted model, not a curated record. Gene Ontology annotation, cellular component: cytoplasm; plasma membrane. NCBI's taxonomy places the organism in Eukaryota, Metazoa, Chordata, Actinopteri, Semionotiformes, Lepisosteidae. Gene Ontology annotation, molecular function: protein binding.
AGUACGUCAUUGAUUUUAAAGCAGGAAAUCAUCGCACAGGGUUACUUGCAGGAGAAGGAGGGUCGAGAUCGCUUUUGGCGUAGUUUGCCUUUUUCCUCUUGCCUGCGCUUCUUGAAUUUGUUCCUCGGCUUCGCUCCACAUUUAAGCGAGAUGUCUCUAUAUCCUUCUCUUGAGGACCUGAAGGUCGACAAGGUCAUGAAGGCACAGGCAAGUUUUGCCGCGAAGACAUCCUCCCCAGCCAUCACAGAGGGGGCUCCCGAGGAGAUGCCUGCCGGCCUGGGGGCUCCGAGCUCAGUUCUGUAUCCGGACCUGCAGGAGCUGGGCGAGUACAUGGGGCUGAGACUGAACAGCGACGAGGUGCGGAAUAACAUGGCCCUGGUCCCGGCAGCGGACAACCAAGUGGCCACGGCGCCCUCGGCUAUGGGCGGUAUGGUGUGCCCCGUGACGGGCGGCGACGUGGGGGUGCGACGCGCCGAGAUCAAGCAGGGCCUGAGGGAGGUCAUCCUGUGUAAGGACCAGGAUGGCAAAAUGGGCCUGAGGCUGCGCUCCAUCGACAACGGCGUGUUUAUCCAGCUGGUCCAGGCCAACUCUCCUGCCGCGCUGGCUGGCCUGCGAUUCGGAGACCAGGUCCUGCAGAUCAACGGGCAGAACUGCGCAGGCUGGAGCCAAGACACGGCACACAAGAUGCUGAAGGUCGCCGCCGAGGACAGGAUUGAGCUCAUCGUGCGAGACAGGCCUUUCCAGCGCACCAUCACCAUGCACAAGGACAGCUCGGGGCACGUGGGCUUCAUCUUCAAGAACGGCAAGGUCACCUCCAUCGUGAAGGACAGCUCGGCCGCCCGCAACGGCCUCCUGACCGAGCACAACAUCUGCGAGAUCAACGGGCAGAACGUCAUUGGGCUGAAGGACCCUCAGAUUAAGGAUAUUUUGACCGCGUCCUCCAGUGCUAUCACCAUCACCGUCAUGCCUAAAAUCAUCUUUGAGCACAUGGUGAAACGAAUGUCUGCAGGUCUGAUAAAAUCAGUGAUGGACCACUCCAUCCCUGAAGUGUGAGGAGAAGCCCAGGAGCCUCAUCCACCAAGACAUCCGAGGGGCUAUCCAGGUGCUCCAGCUCCCACUCCCUGCUGUGUUCAACCACAGUCCCAACCCUAAUAUCUUCCAAGUUACAUUUCUGUUCUGAAUGUUCUAGAUUUGAUUUUUAGCUGCUUCAUUUUUUAUACACACAGGCGUAGAUGAUAGUCGAAUAUUCCUUCCAGCAAAUGAUUAUUUUAUUAUACCACGGUGUCCAAAGUUUUGAGCCUUUAUCCAUGUUAUUUUGAACACCCAUGCAUUGCUGUUCAACCUUCUGCCGAUCCGAGGCGUCUGUGCUGGAUGGAAAAUGUGCUGGCUGUGUGGUGAAAUGGCUGUGCAGUCACGCAGGCUUGAGAUUAGGAACCUGUAAGAUUAAUGAUUUGUCUAGUCUCAUUGCACAGUGUUCUAGCAACACAUGUAGGUAACCCCUGGCUGAAAAAUGUUAAAUAGCCUUUUCAUCCUGGAGAUAGACUUCGUAUGCUAAUUACAAGUGAAUAACAUUUAUUCUAUUCAUUGUUUCAGGAACUGUAAACCCAGUGUUACGUAUAUUUGGAAAUGUUUUUAGAUUUUGUGUAACCACUGAUGGCUACACAGGGAUGGGAUUUUCUGACAUGCUGUUAUACUUUACUUUGUAUUAAAAUUUCUUGAUUUCUAUUCAACUUUAAAAGAAUAAACAUCUUUCAAAACUGUU